Messenger RNA from Phialemonium atrogriseum, 1620 nucleotides. RefSeq names its product general substrate transporter. Gene Ontology annotation, biological process: transmembrane transport; carbohydrate transport. The record is from RefSeq and is a predicted model, not a curated record. Bases 1 to 1620 code for a protein of 539 amino acids. Lineage: Eukaryota; Fungi; Ascomycota; Sordariomycetes; Cephalothecales; Cephalothecaceae. Gene Ontology annotation, cellular component: membrane. Gene Ontology annotation, molecular function: carbohydrate:proton symporter activity. The transcript is spliced from 7 exons.
AUGGUGAAUGUAGGCACAGCCGCCGACCCGAUCGUCACUCGCUUGGUCGAGGAGGACAAGGUGCCAUGGUACAAGAAGCCGAACCUCCGUCUUAUGUACCUAUGGCUCUUCCUUUGCUGUAUGGGUGUUGAGGCGACGUCGGGUUUCGACUCGCAGCUUAUCAACACUCUGCAGUUCUCUCAAACCUUCCAUAAGUUCUUCGGUGGCGGGCGCAAGGUUGGCGAUGAUUUCGCGAUCGAACCCGGCCUGCUUGGAUUUGUCAACUCGUGUUACCAGCUUGGUUCCAUCUUCGCCGUGCCAAUUGCGCCAUGGUUCGCCCAUCGUUACGGACGACGGUGGUCCAUCAUGCUCGGCUCCGGGAUCAUGGUCUUUGGGGCGCUUCUACAGGGCUUUGCUCAACACGUUGCCAUGUAUAUCAUUGCACGCAUGAUCCUCGGCGUGGGCAUUCUCUUCUGCAUCAUCUCGGGCUCUGCCUUGAUCGGCGAGCUUGGCCACCCCAAGGAGCGCCCUGUUUUGACUUCAUUGUUCAAUAGUUCCUACUUUAUUGGCCAGAUCCUUGCUUCAGCUAUUGCCAUGGGCACCUCGGAUAUUCCAACCAACUGGGCGUGGCGUCUUCCUUCUCUCCUUCAGAUCUGCCCGUCUCUUCUCCAGAUCUGUACCGUCUUCCUGUUGCCCGAAUCGCCACGUUAUCUCAUCGCUCACGAUAGGGAUGACGAGGCUGCAGCCAUUCUCAUCAAGUACCAUGCCGAGAACCAGGGCGACUCGCUCCUCGUCCAGGCAGAAAUUGCACAGAUCAGGGAGACGAUCAAGACUGAGAUGGAGGUCUCGACGCAAUCCUGGAUAGACAUCCUCAGGACUACUGGCAUGCGCCGCCGAUUCUUGAUCACCAUCUUCAUCGGCCUCUUCACCCAACUUUCUGGCAACACCCUGAUCAGCUACUAUUCUGGUGUCCUCUUUAACAUGAUGGGCUACACGAGUAACUACGCCAAGACACGCAUUAACGUGGCCAAUGCUUGCUGGGGUUUGAUCAACGGAACCCUCAUUGCGCUUUAUGUCACACGCUUUAAGCGCCGGAACAUGUACAUGCUUUCGGCUACUACCAUGAUGCUCGUUUUCAUUGCCAUGACCAUCUCGCUUGAGCGGAUGGAGGUUGCUCAGGCUGCUAAAUCCAAAAACAUGGCUGCUGGCAUUUCUGCCUUGUUUUGGUACUUUGCAUUCUCUCCCUGCUACAACAUGGGAAACAAUGCUCUCACAUAUACGUACCUGAUCGAGCUCUGGCCCUACUCUCAUCGGAGCCGCGGCAUUGGUGUUCAGCAGAUCUUUGGCAAGCUUGCCGGCUUCUUCUCCACCAACGUCAACUCGAUUGCCCUCUCGGCCAUCGCCUGGAAAUACCUCGCCAUCUAUUGCGGCUGGAUCUUCUUCGAGCUCUGCAUUAUCUACCUGCUAUACCCUGAGACGAGCGGCCGUACCUUGGAGGAGCUGACUUUCCUGUUCGAGGACAAUACCCUCAAUGAGAAAACCGUUGCUGCUGUUGAAAAGCAGAUUCACUUCGGGAACAACCCCGAUGCGGCAAAGGGUGAUCAUCCAGAACAACCGCCGGAGAUUAAGAACGUUGCUUAA